Messenger RNA from Jaculus jaculus (lesser Egyptian jerboa), 3596 nucleotides. RefSeq names its product SRY-box transcription factor 6 (gene Sox6). Lineage: Eukaryota; Metazoa; Chordata; Mammalia; Rodentia; Dipodidae. Gene Ontology annotation, molecular function: RNA polymerase II cis-regulatory region sequence-specific DNA binding; DNA-binding transcription factor activity, RNA polymerase II-specific. The coding region runs from base 844 to 3336 and encodes 830 amino acids. The transcript is spliced from 18 exons. The record is from RefSeq and is a predicted model, not a curated record. Gene Ontology annotation, biological process: cell fate commitment; positive regulation of chondrocyte differentiation; regulation of transcription by RNA polymerase II. Gene Ontology annotation, cellular component: nucleus.
GGAGCCCUGCCUCCUCUCCCUCGCUCAGAUCAAUGCCCUGGCCACUCACUUUCUGAUGUUGCACGACGGGAAAUGCUUUGAAUACUUACGACAUGGCCGCUCACACUGAUUGCCAAGAUUGACAGCACUAACCAUCGCCUUCACUUGUUUCAGGGGGGAAGCCCCCAGUCACCCCGCUCCGCGCGCACCUCCUGGCACCCGGGCGGCCAACUUGGGCUGCUCAGCCUCCCCCCCGCCCGGGGCAGGACACCCCUGCCGACUUGAGUUAACGGGCGGCGGGGCCGUAGCGCUGCGGGACCUGCUCCCUGGCUCCCCAGGCUUUGCUAAUUGACCUAGCAUCGACUCCCCUGCUUUCAUUAUUAUUAUUAUUUUUUUUUAUUUGUGUCUUUCCCUUUUCUUUAAUGCCAUUUACUCCCGCGGCGCUGCGCACAAGGAGCCCUCCCGAGCGGUACCAUCCUGGAGCCCGCCCAGGUAACCCGGACGGAGUGAGCGACUUAGAGCGAGGGAGGCCGAGCGAGAGCGCGCCGCCCGAGCGCCGGCUACCUGUUGGGGCGCCGGAGGGGGCAGGGGACCGGAGCCCCGGCGGGGCCUGGCGCCGGCCCCCAGCGCCUCCCACUCCUGCCCUUCCGGGCAGCUCCCGGAAAGAAGACUUCAUCUGGAUUCUAGAAGGCUUGGAAUAGAGUCCCAAGUGACUAAAUGCAGUGUCUUGAUGUGCAGACUCUAAAAUUUGAUGACACUCCAAUCUUAAGGACUGGAGCAACUUUGAAAGGUCACUUUCAUGAAUUCAAAGGCAAUUUACCAGUGACUUCUGGGUGCUGGGCUGAUUUUUGUGUGUAAUUAAGAAUGUCUUCCAAGCAAGCUACCUCUCCAUUUGCCUGUCCAGCUGAUGGAGAGGAAACAAUGACCCAGGAUUUGACCUCAAGGGAAAAGGAAGAGGGCAGUGACCAGCAUGUGGCCUCCCAUCUGCCUCUGCACCCCAUAAUGCACAACAAACCUCACUCUGAGGAGCUGCCAACACUUGUCAAUGCCAUUCAACAAGAUGCUGACUGGGACAGUGUUCUGUCAUCUCAGCAAAGGAUGGAGUCAGAGAAUAAUAAGUUAUGUUCCCUAUAUUCCUUCCGAAAUACCUCUACCUCACCACAUAAGCCUGACGAAGGGAGUCGGGACCGAGAGAUGAUGACCAGUGUUACUUUUGGAACCCCAGAACGCCGCAAAGGGAGCCUUGCUGACGUGGUGGACACUCUGAAGCAGAAGAAGCUGGAGGAGAUGACUCGGACAGAGCAUGAGGAUUCUUCCUGCAUGGAAAAACUACUUUCAAAAGAUUGGAAGGAAAAAAUGGAAAGGUUAAACACCAGUGAACUUCUUGGAGAAAUUAAAGGUACACCAGAGAGCCUGGCAGAGAAAGAGCGGCAGCUCUCCACCAUGAUCACACAGCUGAUCAGCCUGCGGGAGCAGCUCCUGGCAGCACAUGAUGAACAGAAGAAGCUGGCGGCCUCUCAAAUUGAGAAGCAGCGGCAGCAAAUGGACCUUGCUCGCCAACAGCAGGAACAGAUUGCGAGACAACAGCAGCAACUUCUGCAGCAGCAGCACAAAAUUAAUCUCCUGCAGCAGCAGAUCCAGCAGGUUCAGGGGCAUAUGCCUCCGCUCAUGAUCCCAAUUUUCCCACAUGACCAGCGGACCCUGGCAGCAGCGGCUGCGGCCCAGCAGGGAUUCCUCUUCCCCCCUGGACUAACGUACAAGCCAGGUGAUAACUACCCCGUACAGUUCAUUCCAUCAACAAUGGCAGCUGCUGCUGCUUCUGGACUCAGCCCUUUACAGCUCCAGAAGGGUCAUGUCUCCCACCCACAAAUUAACCCAAGGCUCAAGGGCCUAAGUGACCGUUUGGGCAGGAAUUUGGACACCUUUGAACAUGGUGGUGGCCAGUCUUACAACCACAAACAGAUUGAGCAGCUCUACGCCGCCCAGCUGGCCGGCUUGCAGGUGUCACCUGGAGCAAAGAUGCCAUCAACUCCACAGCCACCAAACACAGCAGGGGCGGUCUCACCUACUGGGAUAAAAAAUGAAAAGAGAGGGACCAGCCCUGUAACUCAAGUUAAGGACGAGGCAGCCGCCCAGCCGCUGAAUCUUUCGUCCCGACCCAAGACAGCAGAGCCAGUGAAGUCCCCGACAUCUCCCACCCAGAGCCUCUUCCCGGCCAGCAAAACCAGCCCCGUCAGUCUGCCCAGCAAGAGCACGGUCCCCAGCCCCAUCACGGGCAGCCUGGGAAGAGGAUCCUCUUUAGACAUCCUGUCCAGCCUCAACUCUCCUGCCCUGUUUGGGGAUCAGGACACAGUGAUGAAAGCCAUUCAGGAGGCCCGGAAGAUGCGUGAGCAGAUCCAGCGGGAGCAGCAGCAGCAGCAGCAGCCACAUGGUGUGGAUGGGAAACUGUCCUCUGUGAACAGCCUGGGGCUCAACAACUGCAGGAGCGAAAAGGAAAGAACGCGCUUUGAGAAUUUGGGGCCCCAGUUAACAGGAAAGUCCAGUGAAGAUGGGAAGCUGGGCCCAGGAGUCAUCGACCUCACUCGGCCAGAAGACGCAGAGGGAAGUAAAGCAAUGAAUGGCUCUGCAGCCAAACUACAGCAGUAUUAUUGUUGGCCAACAGGAGGCGCCACUGUGGCCGAAGCCCGUGUCUACAGGGACGCCCGCGGGCGUGCCAGCAGCGAGCCACACAUCAAGCGACCAAUGAAUGCGUUCAUGGUUUGGGCGAAGGACGAGAGGAGGAAAAUCCUUCAGGCCUUCCCUGACAUGCAUAACUCCAACAUUAGCAAAAUCUUAGGAUCUCGCUGGAAAUCCAUGUCCAACCAGGAGAAGCAACCUUACUAUGAAGAGCAGGCCCGGCUCAGCAAGAUCCACCUCGAAAAAUACCCCAACUAUAAAUACAAACCCCGACCGAAGCGCACAUGCAUCGUGGAUGGCAAGAAGCUCCGGAUCGGGGAGUAUAAGCAGCUGAUGCGGUCUCGGCGGCAGGAGAUGAGGCAGUUCUUCACCGUGGGGCAACAGCCUCAGAUUCCAAUCACCACAGGAACAGGUGUUGUGUAUCCUGGUGCUAUUACUAUGGCAACGACCACACCGUCACCUCAGAUGACAUCUGACUGCUCUAGCACCUCUGCCAGCCCAGAGCCCAGCCUCCCAGUCAUCCAGGGCACUUAUGGCAUGAAGAUGGACGGCGGAAGCCUGGCUGGGAAUGAGAUGAUUAAUGGAGAGGAUGAAAUGGAAGCCUACGACGACUAUGAAGAUGAUCCCAAGUCAGACUACAGCAGUGAGAAUGAGGCCCCGGAGCCCGUCAGUGCCAACUGAGGAGCUUGUGUUUGCUGAAUCACAACACUCUGACAUUUCACCCCUCCCCCCACAAAAAGUUCUUAAAGAGCCCGCAUGCAUUUGUGGCUCCACAAUUACAUCAGCAGAAUGGUCUUAAUUGUUUCGUAACGUGUGAGACAGAUUAAGUUUUCCCUGAUUUUUCAUGAACUUGAGUUUUUGUCGUUACUGUUGUUGUUGUUGUUGUUUUUUUUUAAAUUUAGGUGAAGACAUAUUAAAUAUGAGACACCAGGACUUGAAAA